AUGGCCCUGGGCGCGACGGCUCACCUCGCGGGGGGGCGUAGUAGCGGUCCCCGUACGGAAGCGGGGAGGGCCGGUUCGGAAAUUGCUGGUGCGGAGGAGGACGAGGUGGUGCGGGCCGUGGUGGAGUCGCCUCGCCCUAUCCUCGUGGUGUUCACUGGCUUCCCAGGCUUCAUUCACCCGGGCCUCCAGGUCGUCAAUCUCACGACCCCGAUCCUCUGA
Molecule: messenger RNA, 219 nt
Organism: Dichomitus squalens LYAD-421 SS1
Lineage: Eukaryota; Fungi; Basidiomycota; Agaricomycetes; Polyporales; Polyporaceae
Exons: 2
Coding region: 1-219 (72 amino acids)
Source: RefSeq, a predicted model, not a curated record